AUGACCUGGAGGGGCCCCGAGCUGAUGCUGCUCCCUUUGCUGCUGGUGCUCCUGGCCUCAGGGAGGACUUGUUGUCCAGGUUCUAGGGUGUCAGCAGCAGUGCCCAAGGAGCUGCAUGCAGUGGUGGGACAGACACUGUCUGUGCGGUGCCAGUACACACCCCAGACAGGGCCCUACCUGAGAAAAAGCUGGUGUUGCCAGACAGAAGAGAAGAGGUGCUCCAGGGUGGUCACCACCUCCCAGCCCUGGACGACAGUGGAGGAGCUGCGAUACACAAUCUGGGAUGACCCCCAUGCUGGUUUCUUCGUCAUCAACAUGAGUGACCUGAAGGAGGACAACUCGGGAAAGUACUGGUGUGGAAACUACAAUGUCUCCAUAAACACGAUCUUUAUUCUCAGAAACAUCACCCUGGUGGUGUCUCCAGGUGAGACUUCCUUGGGGAAACCUCUGGUCGCUUCUCCAGAGGGGACCCCUGGGCUUUCCAUUAAUGGGUCUGAGCACAGUAACUCCAGUGGCCCCUUCCCCCCAGAUGCUGCUUCCCCCGAGCUCCUGUUCCUCCUGCAGGGUGGACUCCUGGCGGUCAAGGGUCUGUUGCUGUCAGCCCUGUGCACGGUUCUGUGUUGCAGGGAUCUUGCAUCCUUCCACUUGCCUCAACCCGACACCAGGAUUCCUGCCUUUGCCUGA
This is a messenger RNA of Heterocephalus glaber (naked mole-rat), 684 nucleotides long. NCBI's taxonomy places the organism in Eukaryota, Metazoa, Chordata, Mammalia, Rodentia, Bathyergidae. The record is from RefSeq and is a predicted model, not a curated record.